UUGCUGAAGAAGACAAGAAAGCUAUUUCUCCGAUGCGGCCGUUUUUAAGUUAAUUACUGUUUUUAAGUAAUUACAGUCUUCAUUAAUAUUCAGAUUAGGAGAUCGCAUGUGAAAAUGGCCUCAAAUCCGCCUGGACAAGGACUUCAAAACAAAAACAGGGUUGCUAUUCUAGCUGAGUUGGAUAAGGAAAAGAGACGCCUCAUUCAGAGUCAGUCUAUGAAUAACCCAGGCGCUAGCAUUCCACUUUCCAGACCAGCAGUAAAUAAAGAGUUCAGGGAUCAGGCAGAACAGCAGCAUAUUGCAGCACAGCAGAAAGCUGCUUUACAGCAUGCACAUGCACACUCAUCGGGCUUCUUCAUUACUCAGGAUUCCUCCUUUGGUAACCUUAUACUGCCUGUGUUACCAAGACUUGACCCGGAGUAAACACUGUAAGGGGUUGUAUCACCGUUUACUCGAGUCUUUGUGUGGUAGACCACCUUUUUCAUGUAUGCAAGUCUAGCAGGGUUUUUUUGUUUGUUUGUUUUUUUAGAUUGUUGCCAGUCAGUUACUAUUUCAUGAUUGUACAUAAAAUGGAGAUAACUUUACCAUUAUUGUGAUGUUCUUUUCUUAAUACAUGUGCUAUGUAAAUAUGAUUCAACAGUUAUUUUUACUCCGUUUACUGAAGACAAAGUAAUCAUGCACUAGGACUGCACCAUUUAGACAAAAAAUUGUGAUUAUUUUGAAAUUUUUUACGAUUUGAACUGUGAUAUUAUAAACAAACAACAACAACAAAAAAAAACCUAGUAAGUUGAUUCCUUUUGACCAAAAUUAAGUAAUGUUUUGCCUAUGGUCUACUGCCAAUAGAAAGUUGCAAAUAGAAAGAUUACUCUGUAGGAUUUUACUCAUGAGUCCUCUUCAACUCUGACCUCUUUUACUUCAGCCAAAAUCAAACAUUAAAUAAAACAGUGAAAAACAGAGAAGGAGAAAAAAACACCAUUAUUUUAUGUCAUUAUAUUAAAC
This is a messenger RNA of Myxocyprinus asiaticus (Chinese sucker), 999 nucleotides long. RefSeq names its product ints3 and nabp interacting protein (gene inip). Gene Ontology annotation, biological process: DNA repair. Lineage: Eukaryota; Metazoa; Chordata; Actinopteri; Cypriniformes; Catostomidae. The coding region runs from base 115 to 423 and encodes 102 amino acids. Gene Ontology annotation, cellular component: nucleus; SOSS complex; nucleoplasm. The record is from RefSeq and is a predicted model, not a curated record. The transcript has 4 exons.